Messenger RNA from Siniperca chuatsi (mandarin fish), 3500 nucleotides. RefSeq names its product POU class 3 homeobox 3b (gene pou3f3b). The record is from RefSeq and is a predicted model, not a curated record. Gene Ontology annotation, cellular component: nucleus. Bases 1278 to 2693 code for a protein of 471 amino acids. Gene Ontology annotation, molecular function: DNA-binding transcription factor activity, RNA polymerase II-specific; RNA polymerase II cis-regulatory region sequence-specific DNA binding. Gene Ontology annotation, biological process: regulation of transcription by RNA polymerase II; brain development. Lineage: Eukaryota; Metazoa; Chordata; Actinopteri; Centrarchiformes; Sinipercidae. The transcript is spliced from 3 exons.
GUCAAAUGCGCGUGCAGGUUUUGAAUAAACUGUGGAGCCUUGCAUUAGUCCUGGAUGUGUGUUUGUGACAAGAAUAACAGAAGAUAAAACCAACUUGGAAACAUUUUGCACACUUUUUUAUUUAGAUAUCCAUCUAUUUGAGCUGACAUACACCUUGAUAACAUGCAUUUAUGUUACAAUGUAUACUUUCAAACAGGUGUACGUCUAUAUAAAUAUGGGGGGAAGCAUAUAUUGAAGCAGAGUUUAUCGUGAUGGUGGUUUGACCCAUGAUGAUCACAAGCUAGAGGUCACAGUUUAUCUACCUUUUUUAUUUACCCCUUCACCCCUGUGUGUGUACUAAUAUCUCGGGACUAUUUACUACCAAGUUGUGUUCCCCGUUUUGUUUGGACUGCAAUUAAAAAUCAGCCAAUUGGAACAGCCGGAAGGAGGGCUCGUGCGCCCGGAGCAAGACUGGCGAGACCUGCCAAUCACACCCCGGGUAACCAAUCAACGGGGACGCACGGGGUAAACAUCCUCGCGUCGUCUGGUUUGGAGGUGGGCGGGACUACACGCCUGUCAGGGAGAGAGAGAGAGAGAGAGAGAUAGAGAGAGAGGUGGAGAGAGAGAACAAGCGAAUGAGAGAAGAGGCUUGCAAGCAGCGCCUUACACUGUUAUACUGGAUUGUACUUCAACGGGAGUUUGCGGUUUGGCAGGUUUAUACACAUCAAAACAGAACAAAGAGAUAGGCUCUACAGUGCUAUAAAAGAAGAGAGAGAAAAGAAUAAAGCGAGGGAGAAAUCUCGGCGACUGAAUUACAAAAGAACUAAGGACACUCUGCUAAUGUUUUUCACAUCCAAAGGGGACAUAAACCGGGACUUUGUACAUUGUGGAGAAUUUGCGAGGCUUUUUGUUUUUUGCGACCACGAAAAGUUUGUUUGGGACGACGCUUUUUUCCUGUACAUUUUAAUUUUAAUGCUCACAAUUUCAUCCCAGUGCAAAACUUUCUGAGCGGACUGCACAUGGUUUCAAAGGGCUUUUGAAAACCAGGAAUUUUAUCGCCGAUAUCCAUGCACAACAGUUUGAACUAGAAUGCUGUAAAUACAUGCGGAUUUUAUUCAGUUUUCUGCCACAGUUUUCGAAGCUUUUUUGCGUUUUUACGCACGUCGAUGGUAUUUGCCAAAACCUACCCAUACUUUUAAAGUUUGAAUAAUUCAUGAGAUACAAUUUGCCUGCUCGAAAGAAGUGACUGUAAAAAGGGAGGGGGGUUAUCCACAAACAUUUUCAUAAGGGCUGACGGAAUGGCCACCGCGGCUUCCAAUCCUUAUCUGCCCAGCAAUAGCAUCUUAUCGUCCGGCUCCAUCGUGCACUCUGACUCCGGAGGUGGCAUGCAGCCGGGCAGUGCUGCGGUUACCUCGGGGUCUGGGGGCUACAGGGGAGACCCCUCAGUCAAGAUGGUACAGAGUGACUUUAUGCAAGGCGCAAUGGCAGCGAGCAACGGGGGACACAUGCUGAGCCAUGCCCAUCAGUGGGUGACAUCCCUCCCGCACGCCGCAGCGGCCGCAGCAGCAGCCGCGGUUGCUGCAGCUGAAGCCGGAUCGCCCUGGUCGUCGAGUCCCGUCGGGAUGACGGGCAGCCCGCAGCAGCAGGACGUGAAAAACUCCGGCAGAGACGAUCUGCACACGGGCACCGCGCUGCACCACAGGCCCCCUCACUUAGCUCCCCACCAGACUCACGCCGGGGCUUGGGGGAGCACAACUGCGGCUCACAUUAACUCCAUAUCCGGGGGCCAGCAGCAGCAGCAGUCGCUGAUCUACUCCCAGCCGGGGUUCACUGUGAACGGGAUGCUGAGUCCGGGGAGCCAGAGCCUGGUGCACCCGGGCUUGGUGAGGGGGGACACCCCGGAUCUGGACCACGGCAGUCACCACCACCACCAUCACCACCAGCAUCCGCAUCACCAGCACCACGGCGGCGUCAACAGCCACGACCCGCACUCGGACGACGACACGCCGACCUCGGACGACCUGGAACAGUUCGCCAAGCAGUUCAAACAGCGGAGGAUCAAACUGGGCUUUACGCAGGCGGACGUCGGCUUGGCUUUGGGCACCCUGUACGGGAACGUUUUCUCUCAGACAACCAUUUGCAGAUUCGAGGCUCUGCAGCUGAGCUUCAAAAACAUGUGCAAGCUCAAGCCUUUGUUAAACAAGUGGCUUGAGGAGGCUGACUCGUCCACCGGCAGCCCCACCAGCAUCGACAAGAUCGCGGCGCAGGGGAGGAAGCGAAAGAAGCGCACAUCCAUCGAAGUGAGCGUCAAGGGGGCUUUGGAGAGCCACUUCCUAAAAUGCCCCAAACCCUCGGCCCAGGAGAUCACCAGCCUGGCGGACAACUUGCAGCUGGAGAAAGAGGUGGUUAGAGUGUGGUUUUGCAAUAGGAGACAGAAGGAAAAACGGAUGACGCCCCCAGGAGUGGCACAGACGCCGGAGGAUGUGUACUCUCAGGUCGGCAAUGGGCAUUUUUUAGUAGAUUACUUAAAAGAUGCAAGUGAAGCGAGCGACCAGAGGGUGACAACUACAAGUUCAUUCCACCAGAAACAAAGGAACAGGCAUUUUGUAUAUUUAGAAAUGGGACUGAAGCGCCUUUCCCCCUCUCCAUGCCUAACAAUAACAGAGGGGAAAACUGCAACAAAAAGAGUGACAUCCACGAAGCUUCCAUCAUGAUUUCCAGCAAUUCUAUUUUUUAUGAGGUGGACUGCAUGGUUUCAUUUACACACACACGGAGGAUUAGGGAUUUUUUUUUUUUUCAUGUUGAGGCCCUCAUGAGCCCAGAAAGAAAAGACAACCAGGACCAGGACUGUCCCCCCCCCCUCCUCCUCCCCCCGCCUGAUCUCAAAGAUCACCUUCUUUUUUGGUUUAUUUUUGUCAUUAUUUAAUGGACUUUGACACCGUGAGUGGAUUUUUCUCCUUUUUUUUCAACAAAUAGAGCAUAAGACAUUUGAAAAGACUUCAACUGCACUUAUUUGAGAAAAAAAAAAAUCUGAAAAUCUGUUGCCAAGUGUGACUGAGUGGGUGCUGUGGAUAUACUAUUAAUGCUGCCCUUUCUAAGCAGUGUUCUUUGGUAGGUUUUAAUAAACAAAACUCUGUAAAGCCGGCAAUAUAGAUCACUAGAUCAGAUACUGAUCUGCGUUAUUUACUUUAUAUUUUUCAUCAGAAUUACUUGUUUUAAUAUUUUAUUCGGAAUGAAUUAUUCCAAACGGUAAUUUAUUUUUCCCCCCAGGAACUUGUGUAAGAUGAUUUCCCUUUUUCUUGUUUUAUUUCAAUAUUUUUUUUCUUAUUUCUGUUGUUGCCCUUAUUUGUUUAAUUUUGUAUUAUCGUUUCUAAAGGAGCACAAAUCAUCAUAAGCUGACAUUGACCGUUGUUAGGUAAUAAGGGUAUAUUUUGAUGUGAUAAUUUGAUUGUAAUUUAAUUUCAGUAGUGGUUCCGUACGAGCUGAUUGAGACACAAUAAAUUUGUUAGAAUGAAAUGCAA